AUGAGUAAUACAAAAGACAAGGAGCUAUUUGAGAGCUACACCAAUGAAGUUUGCUAACUAAUGAGAUCAGAUAAGAAUGUCUAAAUGUCAAAAGCUAGAUACUUGCCUUUAUAUAAUUGGACAUAUCAAUUUAAGAAUGAUCAAGUAAUGGGAUUAAAGUAGAUUUUUGAAGAUUGGCUAUUAAAAUACUUGAACACCUAAUUGAUACCAGAAUUAUUAAACUCCUAAGACUUUAUCUCAACAUUUAUUUUUGAAUAGGCUCUUUUUAAAAGCUUAUUAAGAUAUUUAUCAAUUCUUUUCUUUAAUUAUGAUGCCGAGAGAGGGUCUCCUUAAUUAUAUAUAGUGGAAUUAGGUCUUUUAAACUUUGAUAAACUUGUGCUUUCCAACGACACACUUAAAUAGAGAUAUAAAGAAUCAUUUAUUAAUAGACUGAAUUAGAUAAGACUUAGUAAUAAUCAAAAUCAGAAAUAAUAACUACUAACAUUCCUUGAAAUUUUUGAUCUAAAUACUCUAGCUUAAAAUUAGAGAUUGGAAAUCACUAGUAUUGAUUAGCAAGUUAUAAUUUAAGUGAGACAAAAAACUCCAAAAAUGGUUAAUUUGCCUUCUCCUCAAAACGUUUGUGAUAAUUUUCUAUUUGAUGUAAUUUAAGAGGCAACCAAAAAAUUCUAUUCAGAAUUAUCCCAAACAUGGAUCGCCAGAGGAUCUAGUACAGAAUAUGUGAAGCAAGCGGCAAAUUAAAUAUUGAUAGAAGAAUCAUUAAGAGAGCAGCUUUACCAAAAAUUCUCCAGAUCAAAUGAUAUCAUGAAAGUAUUUAUUUGCGAGAUGCUUGAAUAAAAUGUGGAUUAAAUCAUCUAAAACCCUCAGGAUGGUUUGUAUCAACAAUUUCUUUAAUUGAGAAACAGUUCGGAUCUAUCACCAAUCCUAAAAUUGUAUUAAUUAUACAAGAACACACCAAAUUACAUUGAAAACUAAUUAAAGGAGUUUUAGAAAUUCGUCCAAAAUCAAGUCACUUAAAUGUUAACAGAAUCUGAAGAACCUGGUUAACCUGGUUAACAAUAAUAACUUCAAUAAAAAUAGGCACAAUAACAAUAAGCUAAUAGAAGUUUACAGAUACAUAUUGCAUAAAUUGAUAAUCUCUAAAAGACUUAUGAAUAUUGCUUAAGAUUAGUGUAAAAUUGUUUUGAAGGAUCCCAUAGAUUUAGAAAUAAUAUGGAAUUGGCAUUUAAGGAAAAACUAAAUUAAGCCGAUAGAUUUAUGGAUAAAUUAUCUAUUUAUAUUCACGUGUCUUUGAAAGACAAAUUAAAGGAAACUAAUAAUGAAGAGGAUAGAUAAAAAUUUGAAAAGUUCAACAAGAACAUUCUUGCCUUCAUCUAAUUUAUUAAUAGCAAAGGCAAAUUGUUUUAAAAGAUAACUGACAACCUCAAAAAUAGAAUUUUUAGAGGGGAAAUUAAGAAUUUUGGAUAUGAAGAAGAAUUUCUGAAAUCAUUAAGAAGAGAACAUCCUGAACAUUUACCAUCUGAUUUAUUAACAGUUUGGAAAGAUUAUAAAUACUAUAGGAAUCUAGAUAAUGAAAUAUAAACUCUAUUGUCUAAUAAAAAACUAUUGCAAAAUGCCUAAGCUCAAUUUACUAUAUUUACCAGAACUAAUUCAUUAAAGGAAUUUAAUACUUAAAAUAAAAAAGACAACUUUAUUCCUCCAAAAAUGAUCAAAGACGCUAUAUCCUAAAUGGAACUGUUUUAUUAAACAAAACAACAAACAGAAAAAAAGUAAUUAGUUUGGAAUUUCAGAAUAGGACAAACAUUGAUUAAUUAUAAGUUUGGACCAUCUGUCUAAUAAGUAGGAAAGAUCAUCGUCUCUAAUUUACAACUUUUCGUCAUUCUUUACUUGAAGUAAUUUGGAAGUAGAACCAAAUCAGAAUUAUUAAAUGACACAGGUAUUAACUAUGAUGAAGAAUUGACUUAAUAAAUGGAAAACCUUUUGGAUUUAAGAAUUAUUGUUGAGAAUGAAGGAAAGUUUUACCUUUAAACUGAUUAAACUAAAUUAAAAGUAUAGCUUGUUCCCAACAGGCCAAUUACUUUAGUACCAAAGAAGGUUGGAGAAAAUACUGAGGACUAAAUUAUGUUGAAAAAAGAAAGAGAUCUUAAAAUUUAAUCCAGCAUUGUAAGAUUGAUGAAGACAAACAAAGAAAUGUAUUAUCACUAAAUAUGUGCUGGAGUGCAAAAAGGAUUGCUUGGAUAUUAUGAUUUUUUUUCUUAGGAUAUCUUAGCUUAAAUUGAUGAAUUAAUCAAUUCAAAUUACAUUAAAAGAGACGAGAGAAUUAAUAAUAAGUUUCUAUACACACCUGUGUGAUAUGUAUAAUGAAACAUUAUAACAUUAUAAAGAUAUUAUUUAUCA
Paramecium tetraurelia is the source of this 2394-nucleotide messenger RNA. RefSeq lists its product as uncharacterized. The record is from RefSeq and is a predicted model, not a curated record. Gene Ontology annotation, molecular function: ubiquitin protein ligase binding. Lineage: Eukaryota; Ciliophora; Oligohymenophorea; Peniculida; Parameciidae. Gene Ontology annotation, biological process: protein ubiquitination; ubiquitin-dependent protein catabolic process. The transcript has 4 exons. Gene Ontology annotation, cellular component: cullin-RING ubiquitin ligase complex.